Messenger RNA from Prorocentrum cordatum, 1600 nucleotides. NCBI's taxonomy places the organism in Eukaryota, Dinophyceae, Prorocentrales, Prorocentraceae. The record is from the annotation of a GenBank genome assembly.
GCUGGGCGGGGAGUUCUACACGGCGCUGAACUCCUACAUCUUCAUCGCGCUCUGGAGGAAAGUCCUCAGCGACGGCGUCUUCCGGUCGCACGACUGGACGGUCAAGGCCGACGCCGACUCCGUGUUCUUCCCGCAGAGGUACCAGAAGAUUGGCGAUUCCACCGCGGUCGCGCUGCCCUCGGACACGGCACUGCCCCCCCGGAGGGCCCUGUUCUCCGUGAGCGGCGCGGGCCUUGCUGCCCAGGAGGCCGCCCUGGCCAUCACUGGGCCCGGCACCAGCGCGAAGGAUCUCGCCGAUGGAGCGUUCGACGAGGGUUCCAUCUGGAACUUGGACGCCGAGGAGGCGGUCGAGAGGAUCUACGGCAAAGACUGGAUGCGCGUCCACGGCAUCAGCAUCAGCAGCGACACCUUCUGCCCUGGCCUCGAGGAAGGGUGGAUGAUCUGCACGCUGUGCCACAGGAAGCUCGCCGGCUUCGGCACCGUGCUCAUGCACUUCGAGUCGAGGAACCACCGCAAGAUGCUGGCCUGGCGCGGCGAGGAGACGGCCCAGGCCACGGCGCGCCGGCGCACCACCUCGCCCCCGCCGCAGCCAGUGGACCCCUCGGCCUACGCGCCGCCGGCGCACUACUCAGCGGCGGCCGCGGUCCCGGUCGUGAGGGCCUUGGCGAAUGCGCCCACGGCAGAGGGGCCCUGCGAGAUAGAAGAGCGCACCAAGCGAGGGGUCUUCCCAGACUGGAUCGAGCUGCGGGAUGGCGUGGAGUUCUGCAAGCUCUGCUGGGUGAACGCGCAGGAGUCCCACCUGUGGUCUGCCAAGCAUCAGCAGCGGGUCCAGUGGCACAAGACGGGGAGCCUGGACGGCUUCCCAGCCACGGCGUACGGUCCGGGAGCUCCGCCGCCGCCGCAGGUGAGUUCUCCGUGGCCUCCCCCGAGCACCUGCGGCCUGGACCUGUGGGCCUCUGGGCCGGCGCCGCCGAUCCCGCCGGAGUGGGGGGACGCGUCGCUCUUCGAGUGGAAGCCGGAGAGGGGCGCCUACUGGUGCCGCCUCUGCUGGAAGCAGGUGGACGACAGCCACAUUCGUGGCAACAUGCACCGGAGCCGGGCGGCACGCCCCGAGGACUACCUGGGCGGCGACGGGAUCGAGACGGCGAAGCCUGGCUUCGGGCAGCCGCCGCCCCCCCCGGGCCACCAGCAGGGCAACCCCUGGGCGUACCCGCCGCCGCCUCCCCCGGCGGCUCGCCCGGAGGACUUGCAGGCAAGGGCGCUGACGGACGCGGACGACGCGGCCGCAGACGCGGCGCUCGGGGCCAGGCUUGCCAGGCUGCCCCCGGGCUGGCGGUGCGAGUGGAGCCAGGACGUCGGCAAGCUGUAUUACUACCAGGUGGACAUCGAGACGGGACGGCCUCUUCCAACCGUGACGACGUGGGAGCCACCGCCCGUGGCGGCGCAGCGGCCACCGCCCCCGCCGCCGACGGCGGCCCCGCCUCCCGCGCCGCCCCCCCCGCCGCAAGAGUCGGACGAUGUCGCGAAGCAGGCCGCGCUGCGGGCCGCGCUGUUCGGCGCGGAGGCCGCCGCCAGCGCCCGCGAGGCCGGCGGGGGCGAG